This is a messenger RNA of Schizophyllum commune H4-8, 1548 nucleotides long. RefSeq lists its product as uncharacterized. The record is from RefSeq and is a predicted model, not a curated record. Lineage: Eukaryota; Fungi; Basidiomycota; Agaricomycetes; Agaricales; Schizophyllaceae. The coding region runs from base 1 to 1548 and encodes 515 amino acids. The transcript has a single exon.
AUGGCACUCUACCGUGCUGGUCAUACACCGGACGGGGAGAGGGAACAAGCCCUUAGAGCCUCCACCUUGCUGCUGUGCACUCAUGCAGCCCGUUGCGCAGAUGCUUUGUCGAUGCUCUCCGCAUAUAAGCAGGCUCUGGCGCAGCAGAUCUCUUUAAAUCGUGCUAUGCUUGCACCGAUCCGUCGCCUGCCUAUGGAGGUCCUAUCCCUGGUGUUCGAUGCGCUCAUUCAAGGGGACGAUCCAUUCCAUGCCCCUGCAACCCUCUCGCGCACCGUGAUGAAAGUAUGUCGGAUGUGGCUCACAACAGCGACGAGCAUGGGUGGUGUGUGGCGCUUCCUGGACAUACGAGAAGUAGACACAUUGUGCGAGCGGGACUGGUCACUUGUGCGCCGGCAUGCGGACCUGGCGCUAUCGAGACCGCUUCGCAUGCGCUGGAGCCACUGCUACUGCCCAUGGCGCUUGCGAUUGAUACUCGAAGCCUAUCGAGAACGCUGGGAGUACCUCGAGCUGACAGACAGCUGGGAUGGGUGCAGCCCGGUUACGGUCCCUCCUAUAAUGCUUCCAAGACUGGAGUGCGUCAGGCUUCGUCUGCAUGGUCGCUCUCGUCCUCGCGUACUGCAAUUCAUCGAUAUCGCGCCAUGUCUGAGGGAUGUUGCGGUGGAAGCACUCCUUUCGUACGGUGACAACAGCGACAGCAACGAGGAGGUUUUACCGUUCUUCCCUUGCUUCGCGUCUCCGGCACCGCGCCUCACACACCUAACCCUUUUCCUGUCACUCCCGCCGCUACUCUCGACAAUCAGGUCACUCCUGUUGGACUGUGCAGAAAGCUUGGUCGUUUUUUCGAUGUCGAGCGGAGUGGAUUGGGAUUGCCCAGACCCUCUAUUGGCCCCAAUUUGCAUGCGUCAUUUGCAAAAAAUGGACCUAGGAUGGGAGGCUUGUGAGCUGACCUGGACCAUGGAAGUACCCUCCCUGACAUCCCUGACUCUGCGCAAUAUCAUUGUGGAAGACGAUUCCGCGGCGCUUGAGGAUCUGGUCGCCAACCCAUUCGAUAUCGUGCUCUGGCUCUUUCGGACACCUGAGCAGGGCCCAAGGCUGACAUAUAUCAAGCUCGAGCGCGUAGACCCAGGGCUCCCACGCACAAUAGGCAAAUUCGUCCGUAUGGCAGAAAUGCUGACGGAACUCAAACAUCUGGUUCUGGAUGAUUCGCACAAUCGCCCGCGAAGCCAAAUUACCUACAACGAUCUCUUACGCCACCUUGAAUGCUGCAAGCAAAGUGUCAAGUUGCUGCCACGCUUGCAGACCCUUGAGGUCCUGCUGGGCUCACAAGGCGCUGACAUAGACACGUUCGUUGAUUUGGACGCGCUCUUGGAGUGUAGAAGACAGGAUCACCUGUGCGACACCCUCAGUAUAGCGUGGCUAGACACCUUGGUAUCAGACAUACCUCUGGAUUUCUUACUCGCCAGUUAUAUGCAUGGUACUGUUAUUCGACAUGUCGGGGCUACAUAUCCGCAGAACUCGUUCCCGCAACGCACACUGCUACAAGUUUGA